UCGCCCCGGACUUAAAGACAGUCCUCAGAGACACAUUCUUAAAAUGAUUGAUUUAUAUGCAUGCAGGAAUAUGCACAUUAUACAGGCUGUUUAGACGCAUGUGGAAUCUGAUUCAAAGAGGCUGAACCGGAUGAAGGUCUUCUGAAAAACUUUUUGGAUUGUUGGAUUAUUCUUGUGGACGACACACUGGAUUGAUUUUGGUUAAAUCAAAACAUUGAUUUAUUUUUUUAACAGACAAACUGGAGUAAAUAUCUGGUUCAUUAAAACACGCACGAGACGCUGAGUUAAUGUGUUACAUUUUAUUUAAUUUAAUUGGUUUAUUACUCAGUUUUAUUAAGUUUUUUUUUUUUUAUGUCAAAUUAAUACGAAAAACCCUCGAUUCAGACUCAGCUGGGAAAAAUGCGUCCUUAAUCUUUAAGAAAACCUUAAAUGUUAAAAGUAUUUAGUUUUGUUUAUUCAGUGUAUUUACUCUUCUGUUCAUUUGUAAUGUCAAAUGAGCAAGAAGCUCCGCGUGCAUGCAUCCUUAACCCCCAAGAGCACAUUACAUGCAUAUUCUACCACGUGCAGAGAUCUUUAUGUUGUGAGUGAAUAUGGCGAAUACUCUGGAGAGAGAGAUUUUGGAGCGCGAGCUCCGUCCACGCUUGUGCUAUUUAACGAAAGGAGAUCGCGGAUACGGAUUUCAUCUGCACGGUGAACGGAGCCGAGGAGCGCAAUACAUCCGCAAGAUCGAGCCGGGCUCCACGGCAGACCUGUCCGGUCUCAAGUCCGGGGACCGGGUGGUGGAGGUGAACGGAGAGAGUGUGGAGGGAGAAACACAUCAGCAGGUUGUGGAGAGGAUCUUGGCUGUGGAUCACCGCACCAGGCUGCUGGUGGUGGACCGGGUCACAGAUGAGUUCCUGAAGUUUCAAGGUCUCCCAUGUACGGAGGAGAGGGCAAUAGAAAUGGGCUCUCUCUCUUCUCGUUCCUCCGCGGCAUCCUCUCCACGCGCCUCCCCACGGGACUGCGCCACACCUCCCUACAGCAGACAGAGCUCUGAGGGCAUUUUAAUAAACAAGAGUCCCAGUACCUCUGGAGGGAUGAACAGUUCUCCGCUGUACAGAGCUCAUGCCCGUCUGUCUACACCUGUGUUCCUGUCUCCCCCCUCACCCUCUGAACUCAAAAAUGAGCGAAUAAUCGAACUCUUCUCAAAACCCAACAUUGAAUCUAGUGCUGAACCCAAGAUUGAAUCUAUAACUGAACUCUUCACAAAACCCACCAUUGAACCCAGCAUUGAACCCAAGACUGAACCAAUAAUUGAACCCUUCACUAAUCUCAGCAUUGAAUACAGUGUUGAGCCCAAGAUUGAACCAAUAACUGAACCCAUCUCUAAACCGAGCACUGAAUGCAGUAUUGACCCAACUGAGCCCAAGAGUGAGCCCAACACUAAAGCCAGCUCUGAACUCAUUGAAACCAUUGACAGCAUCACUGACCUCAGUGGAUCACAAAUCAGUACACAGGAGGAAACAUCAUCAGAGGGGAACGCGGUAACGAAGGACCUGCGUCCACGCUUGUGUCACAUAAUCAUUGGCGAACAGGGUUACGGCUUCAACCUGCACUGCAACAAAUCCCGCGCGGGCCAGUACAUCCGCUCCGUGGACCCCGACUCACCAGCGGAGCGUGCGGGAUUGAGGCCGAGGGACCGACUCAUCGAGGUGAAUGACAGAGGUGUUGAGGGUCUGCGUCACGCUGAGGUGGUGGGGUUGAUUAAAGCGGGAGGCAGAGAGACCCGUCUGUUGGUGGUUGACCCGGAGACAGAUGAGCUGUUUAAUACACUGGGCAUCAUGCCCACAGCUACUCAUCUUAAAGAGGACUGUGUGGAUGGACCAAUCAUUGAGAGCCCAGAGACGAAGUGUCCUAUCGCAGACAGCCCUGUAUCUGCUUCACCAGUCACAAAUGUCCCCAGGAUCUCUCAACCAAUCAUAAACAUCACACUGACAGAUCCACCAAUCACAAACGGCUCUCCACGACACAAGAGUUACGGAAGCUCCUCCUCUUAUUCUACUUUAUCAGAGACGAGUACCGAACUCAGCAGUUCUGACAUAAGCAAGGUCACUGAUUCAGACCAUCAUUCCUAUGAUGAGGUCCGUAAAUCUAACCAAGAUGGGAAAUCUGAGCAGCGGCCGUUAGACCCGUUCUGGGAGAGCGGUCUGCAACUGAGCCAAACUGCAGCUGAGGCCAAACAAAAAGCACGGGCCAAACGGCCCAACAAGAGAGCGCCCCGUAUGGACUGGAGCAAGAAACAGGAGAUCUUUAGCAACUUCUGAGGAUCGUAUACAUCUAAUUUCUAGUCACAGAUAUAAUAUAAAAGAUGAAGGACAUUCUCCAGUGUGAUGGAGUGGCGAUGUAACACGUUCUAUCAUUGCUAAUGAUAUCACGUGGUUCAUUAGCAAUGUUGGGUGUAUCCGAUUACAAAGUAAUUAGUUACAGUAAUCUAAUUACUUUUUAGUAAAAAAAUAAAAAAUAAAAAAAUAGUGUAAUGCGUUACAUUUUAAAUACUUGUAAUCAGAUUACAGUUACUGACUUUCAGUUAAAGUAAUUUAUUUUCAGUACAUUACUUGCACAAAAGAAAUAUGUGUAAUACAUUUAUAAUAUGAAAUCAUAUGUACGUCUGUUAGCGUUUCUGUGACAGCUGAAGGGUGUGUGACAAUAAAAAGUUAUUUUGAGUAACCCAACAUAGUAAAUUAGACGCAUCGUGGCAGUUCCAAGGUGACAUGUCCACUGGGUGGCGCUAAAAGCGAGUUAAAUGGUCUCUCAAACAGAUGAAGUGUUUAUGGUUAAUGCUAUAUUGAGUUUUAUAUAAAUGAAAUCGACUUCCCUACCCGCAGUCAUUAUGUGGUGCUUCUAUGACGCUUUCAGCUCACGCGUUGACUCGCGAUACGAACGUUUCACGUAAAAAAAUCACUAUGCAAAAAUGUAAGUAAAGUAACAUGAUUCUAUGACAUGAGGCUGCUCAGGUUUCACCUGACAUAGUAUUGAUUACUAACGUCGAAUCAAACUUGGCUUAACCAACCAACAUGAAGCAGAAGGUUUCAGAGUGGGUCUUAGAGAGUAAACAAACUUCAAAAGUCAGUAAAUUAGUAAUACAACAACAUAAGUGAUUCAUCUUAAAGAGACAGUAACAUGAGAAGUGCCUCACUCUAAUUGCUCAGAAUAGAGAUGCAAGUGAGACAACUGGAAAAGAGUAUUCAGGAUGAAGUUAGUGAACUAAUAGUUCUGGUUCAAGUACUCAAAGUGUAGUGAAACUGUAGGUGAUUUUGUGCCUCUGUGUUGAUACAUUGACUGCAGACUUCUGGAGGGAAUACAAGAUGUGUAGUACUACCAGAAACAACCAGGAAAGUGAGAGAGAAAGAUACUGAACAAAUGCCAAAGAGAGCUACAGCAUUAGACAAACAAUGAACAUGCAUGCAGGAAGAAAGAAUAAGAAUAUUGUAACUGUAGAUGGAAGAUCUCAAGGUCUCUGGUAUAUUUAUAUGAAUAAUUCGCUAUUUAAUAGCUUUUACUGAUUAUUAAAACAUCACUUCAUGACACUAUUACUCCAUCUAACACUUGUAGAUCUAAUGUUUUCUUUCUCUGAUAAUGAUGUCAUGUAUGUAACGUGUUGUUGGGGUCGUUUUAUUCAGGUCACUAGUUUCACAUUUGCCCACAUUUUCACUAGAACAACACACACACACACACACACACAUAUAUAUAUAUAUAUAUAUAUAUAAACAGCUGGUUUUAACAGUUGACAAACAUGUACAGAAAUAUAGCUACAUUUAUUAUAAAUCUAUAAUAUAAUAAUUCAAAUAAUAUGACAAUGUAAAAGGAAUUACAGAAAAACUUAUUAUACAUAGUUAUUAUAGUAUAGAGGCAAUUUUAUUAUUGUUUUAAGUCAAUUUUUUUUCAUUUUUUCUUGUCACCUUCAAACUAUUUAUUUCCAUUUUGUAGUCACAGAGCUUUUCCUGACACACUAAUAAACUGAGUUUUUUAGAGUUUGGACUACCAGUUUCACAGAUAUUUUACUGAAAUAAAUGAGAAUACAAAUAAUGUCUUGUGUAUUAUAUUGCAAUCUCAAAAUUAAAGACAAAC
This is a messenger RNA of Xyrauchen texanus (razorback sucker), 4107 nucleotides long. RefSeq names its product Na(+)/H(+) exchange regulatory cofactor NHE-RF2 (gene nherf2). Bases 591 to 2303 code for a protein of 570 amino acids. Gene Ontology annotation, biological process: protein localization to plasma membrane. Gene Ontology annotation, cellular component: apical plasma membrane. The record is from RefSeq and is a predicted model, not a curated record. NCBI's taxonomy places the organism in Eukaryota, Metazoa, Chordata, Actinopteri, Cypriniformes, Catostomidae. The transcript has 7 exons. Gene Ontology annotation, molecular function: signaling receptor binding; protein-membrane adaptor activity.